AUGGCAGCGGGUCCUACCGAGCGACAUUCGCAUCCUGUUGAGGCUGCUGCUGAUGUAGCUGCGGAAAACGAGCCUACUGCCGUCAUCGGUGCGGAAGGCAAGAAGUCCAAGGAGUGGUGGGGAGGCUUGGGAUGGGGACGUCCCUGGGGGUGGCUUCGGGGGAUGGGGUGGCUACGGUGGUGGAUGGGGAGGAUACGGUGGCGGAUGGGGAUGGUAGACCUCACACAUACUGGACAUUGCGCCGACUGA
Peronospora matthiolae is the source of this 249-nucleotide messenger RNA. The record is from the annotation of a GenBank genome assembly. Lineage: Eukaryota; Oomycota; Peronosporomycetes; Peronosporales; Peronosporaceae.